CCCCAUGCACUUGCACGAAAGAAAUUGGGCUGAGCUACUAAUCUGCUGCAGAGAGGAAGCCAUCCGUUCGCGCAGAGCGGGGCUGGGGUUGCUCGCUCUGGGUCGCUCGCACUUUCUUUUCCCUAGAGCUCCAGCUUGGCGUGGGAGCAUCUCGCUCAGCUGCAGACGCCGCCUCCGCCGCGGGGGUGCCUUCUUCGUUUUUUCCAGCUACUGCCGACGCACCACCAGCUAGCCCGAGCACCGGAGGCAGCAGCAGCAGCAGCGCCCAGGAGGCGAAAAAGAGCCAUGGCUGAACUGGGCGAAGGCGAGGACGAGAUACAGUUCCUGCGAACUGAUGAUGAAGUGGUUCUGCAGUGCACUGCUACUGUUCACAAAGAACAACAGAAAUUGUGCCUUGCUGCAGAAGGAUUUGGCAACAGGCUCUGCUUCUUGGAAUCCACUUCAAAUUCCAAGAAUGUUCCUCCGGAUCUCUCCAUCUGUACUUUUGUGCUGGAACAGUCCUUGUCAGUGCGAGCUCUCCAGGAAAUGCUGGCUAAUACGGAAGAGAAAGCUGAAGGGCUAGUUGAUAUGGAAAAAUGGAAAUUUAUGAUGAAGACUGCUCAAGGUGGUGGUCAUCGGACACUGCUCUAUGGACAUGCAAUAUUGCUACGCCAUUCUUACAGUGGUAUGUAUCUGUGUUGCCUCUCCACCUCACGAACAUCAAUGGACAAACUGGCAUUUGAUGUGGGCUUGCAAGAAGAUACAACAGGUGAGGCCUGCUGGUGGACAAUACACCCGGCCUCCAAACAGCGUUCAGAAGGAGAAAAGGUUCGUGUUGGAGAUGAUCUCAUCUUAGUCAGUGUCUCUUCAGAAAGGUACUUGCAUUUAUCUUACGGCAAUGGCAGCUUGCGUGUUGAUGCAGCCUUCCAGCAAACACUUUGGAGCGUAGCUCCAAUCAGUUCAGGAAGUGAAGUAGCUCAAGGUUAUCUGAUAGGUGGUGAUGUGCUGAGAUUAUUACAUGGUCACAUGGAUGAAUGCCUGACUGUCCCUUCAGGAGAACAUGGUGAAGAGCAGAGAAGAACUGUCCAUUAUGAAGGAGGUGCUGUGUCUAUUCAUGCGCGAUCAUUGUGGCGACUAGAGACUCUGAGGGUUGCGUGGAGUGGAAGCCACAUUAGAUGGGGGCAGCCAUUCAGAUUAAGACAUAUAACAACAGGGAAAUAUUUAAGCCUCAUGGAUGACAAGAGUCUUCUUCUAACAGACAAAGAGAAAGCCGAUGUGAAAUCUACAGCAUUUUGUUUUCGGUCUUCCAAGGAAAAGUUAGAUGUGGGGAUACGAAAAGAGGUAGAUGGAAUGGGAGCACCUGAGAUAAAGUAUGGAGACUCAGUCUGUUUUAUACAGCAUUCUGACACGGGUUUGUGGCUUACAUACCAGUCAAUAGAUGCAAAAUGUGCAAGAAUGGGAUCUGUGCAACGCAAGGCUAUCAUGCACCAUGAAGGUCAUAUGGAUGAUGGUCUAACAUUGUCCAGGUCUCAGCAUGAAGAGUCGCGUACCGCACGUGUAAUUCGUAGUACUGUCUUCCUUUUCAACAGGUUCAUAAGGGGCCUUGAUGCUCUCAGCAAGAAAAUAAAGUCUUCCACUCUUGACUUACCCAUCGAGUCAGUCAGCCUUAGUCUCCAAGACUUAAUUGGUUACUUCCAUCCACCUGAUGAGCAUUUAGAGCAUGAAGACAAGCAGAACCGCCUAAGAGCACUGAAGAAUCGGCAGAAUCUCUUCCAGGAAGAGGGCAUGAUCAACUUGGUGCUCGAGUGUAUUGAUCGCUUACAUGUAUACAGCAGUGCAGCUCAUUUUGCUGAUGUAGCUGGAAAGGAGGCGGGAGAGACUUGGAAAUCUAUUCUAAACUCAUUGUAUGAAUUACUAGCGGCUCUGAUUAGAGGGAAUCGCAAAAACUGCGCCCAAUUUUCUGGAUCUCUUGACUGGCUGAUCAGCAGAUUGGAGAGACUGGAAGCAUCUUCUGGAAUUCUUGAGGUUUUACACUGUGUGUUGGUGGAAAGUCCAGAAGCUUUAAACAUAAUUAAGGAAGGACAUAUUAAAUCAAUUAUAUGUCUUUUGGACAAACAUGGAAGAAACCAUAAGGUUUUAGAUGUUUUGUGUUCUCUGUGUGUAUGCCAUGGAGUAGCCGUACGAUCUAAUCAACAUUUGAUUUGUGACAAUCUUCUGCCAGGAAGAGAUCUCCUUCUCCAGACACGCCUUGUCAACCAUGUGAGCAGCAUGAGACCCAAUAUUUUUCUUGGAAUCAGUGAAGGCUCUGCUCAGUACAGGAAAUGGUAUUAUGAGCUAAUGGUUGACCAUGUGGAACCAUUUACAACAGCAGAGGCUACUCACCUUCGUGUGGGUUGGGCUUCAACAGAGGGUUAUUCGCCAUACCCUGUGGGAGGAGAAGAAUGGGGAGGAAAUGGUGUUGGUGAUGACCUGUAUUCCUAUGGUUUCGAUGGACUUCAUCUGUGGUCAGGUUGUGUCGCAAGGUCUGUAAAUUCUCCCAACCAGCAUCUGCUACGGACAGAUGAUGUAAUCAGCUGCUGUCUUGACCUGAGUGCUCCAAGUAUUUCAUUUCGGAUAAAUGGGCAGCCAGUCCAGGGGAUGUUUGAGAAUUUCAACACAGAUGGUCUUUUCUUUCCAGUUGUCAGCUUCUCUGCAGGGAUAAAGGUACGUUUUUUGCUUGGAGGCCGCCAUGGAGAAUUUAAAUUCCUUCCACCUCCGGGAUAUGCACCUUGUUUUGAAGCUAUUCUGCCAAAAGAAAAGUUGAAAGUGGAACACAGCAGAGAAUACAAACAGGAUCGCAGCUGCACAAGAGAUCUACUGGGUCCAAAUAUCUCUCUGUCACAAGCAGCUUUCACCCCAGUACCAGUAGAUACCAGUCAGAUUGUAUUGCCUCCACAUCUGGAAAGAAUUAGAGAAAAACUAGCUGAGAAUAUCCAUGAACUUUGGGUUAUGAAUAAAAUUGAACUUGGAUGGCAGUAUGGUCCAGUCAGAGAUGACAACAAGAGACAGCAUCCAUGUUUGGUGGAAUUUGCAAAGCUGCCAGAACAAGAACGAAAUUAUAAUCUCCAGAUGUCUCUUGAAACACUGAAAACCUUGUUGGCAUUAGGUUGUCAUGUUGGAAUUACUGAUGAACAUGGUGAAGAAAAAGUGAAGAAAUUAAAACUGCCAAAGAAUUACCUGUUGUCUAGUGGAUACAAGCCUGCUCCUAUGGAUCUGAGUUGUAUCAAGCUGACCCCAUCUCAGGAAGCCAUGGUUGAUAAACUAGCAGAAAAUGCUCACAAUGUCUGGGCAAGGGAUCGUAUCAGGCAGGGCUGGACAUAUGGAAUCCAACAGAGCCAGCCAGCCAGCCAGCAGAAGGACCACACGUUAUUUAGUAUGCCCUCUUCACAGAAUUGUGCUGACAUCAUUGAUGACAGAGAUCAUAAACAAGAUGUGAAGAACCGUCGGAACCCUCGUCUUGUCCCCUAUGCACUACUAGAUGAUCGCACUAAGAAAUCAAACAAAGAUAGUCUCCGAGAAGCAGUUCGUACUCUCAUUGGCUAUGGCUAUAAUCUUGAGGCUCCUGAUCAAGACCAUGCCACAAGACCAGAUGUAUUCUGUGCUAUGAUGGAAAGAUUCAGGAUUUUCCGCACAGAGAAGACCUAUGCAGUGAAAUCUGGGAAGUGGUAUUUUGAGUUUGAAGUGGUGACUGCAGGAGACAUGAGGGUUGGCUGGGCCAGGCCAGGUGGUCAGCCAGAACAAGAACUUGGGUCAGAUGAACAAGCAUUUGUCUUUGAUGGUUUCAAGGCCCAACGAUGGCACCAGGGAAAUGAGCAUUUUGGUCGUUCUUGGCUGACGGGGGAUAUUGUGGGAUGUAUGGUUGACUUAAAUGAACGUACUAUGAUGUUCACCCUGAAUGGUGAAAUCCUUCUUGAUGACUCAGGUUCUGAGCUUGCAUUCAAGGACUUUGAGGUUGGUGAUGGCUUUAUACCUGCAUGUAGCCUGGGAUUGUCGCAAGUGGGCAGAAUGAACUUUGGCAAAGAUGUCAGCACCCUGAAAUAUUUCACUAUUUGUGGAUUACAAGAAGGCUAUGAACCUUUUGCAGUGAAUACAAACAGGGAUAUCACCAUAUGGUUAAGCAAGAGACUACCUCAAUUCCUUCCAGUACCACCAAAUCAUGAACAUAUUGAGGUUACAAGAAUAGAUGGUACUGCAGACAGCUCCCCAUGCUUGAAGGUCACACAGAAGUCCUUUGGAUCUCAAAAUAGCAAAACAGACAUCAUGUUCUAUCGUCUCAGCAUGCCUAUUGAGUGUGCAGAGGUAUUUUCUAAAAUGCCUGGAGGAGGGUUGCCAAGUUCAAGCCUUUUUGGCCCAAAGAAUGACUUGGAUGAUUAUGAUGCUGAUUCUGACUUUGAAGUCCUUAUGAAGACUGCUCAUGGUCACCUGGUACCUGAUCGUGUAGAAAAAGAAGCGAUAAAAUCAGAGUUCAAUAACCAUAAAGAUUAUACACAAGAGAAACCUUCACGCCUCAAGCAACGAUUUAUGCUGAGAAGGACAAAACCAGACUACAGCACAAGCCACUCUGCAAGGCUCACUGAAGAUGUCUUAGCAGACGAAAGGGAUGACUAUGAUUAUUUAAUGCAAACAUCUACAUAUUAUUAUUCUGUGCGCAUCUUUCCUGGACAAGAACCUGCUAAUGUCUGGGUGGGAUGGAUUACAUCUGACUUCCAUCAAUAUGACACAAGCUUUGAUUUGGACAGAGUUCGCACUGUUACAGUAACCCUAGGAGAUGAAAAAGGGAAAGUUCAUGAGAGUAUCAAACGAAGCAACUGCUAUAUGGUGUGUGCAGGAGAGAGCAUGAGUCCAGGGCAAGGACGCAACAAUAAUGGAUUAGAGAUUGGCUGUUUGGUUGAUGCUGCAACUGGUCUCCUGUCCUUCACAGCUAAUGGUAAAGAGUUAAGCACCUAUUAUCAGGUUGAACCAAGCACUAAAUUAUUUCCUGCAGUAUUUGCACAAGCUACAAGCCCCAAUGUUUUCCAGUUUGAGUUGGGGAGAAUAAAGAAUGUAAUGCCAUUGUCAGCUGGCUUGUUCAAAAGCGAACACAAAAACCCAAUCCCCCAGUGUCCUCCCCGCCUUCAUGUUCAGUUUCUGACACACGUGCUUUGGAGUAGAGUGCCAAACCAUUUUCUGAAGGUUGAUAUAUCACGGAUCAGUGAACGUCAAGGCUGGUCAGUGCAAUGCCUGGAGCCUUUGCAGUUCAUGUCUCUUCAUAUCCCAGAGGAAAACAGGUCUAUAGACAUCUUGGAGUUGACUGAACAAGAAGAAUUGUUAAAAUUUCACUAUCAUACUCUCCGAUUGUACUCAGCUGUUUGUGCUCUUGGGAACAAUCGAGUUGCACAUGCAAUGUGCAGCCAUGUUGAUGAAUCUCAACUUCUGUAUGCUAUUGAAAACAAAUAUAUGCCAGGCUUAUUACGUGCAGGCUAUUAUGACCUUCUCAUUGAUAUUCAUCUUAAUACCUAUGCCACUGCAAGACUAAUGAUGAACAAUGAAUUUAUUGUUCCAAUGACAGAUGAGACUAAAAGCAUUACUCUCUUCCCUGAUGAAAACAAAAAACAUGGUCUUCCGGGCAUUGGACUCAGUACUUCCCUGCGACCCAGAAUACAUUUUUCCUCUCCCAGCUUUGUAAGGAUUAACUGUGAAUGUUACCAAUAUAGUCCUGAAUUUCCUCUGGACAUAUUGAAGACUAAAACAAUAGAUAUGCUGACAGAGGCAGUUCAGGAGGGAAGCCUUCAUGUCAGAGAUCCAGUAGGUGGCACUACAGAGUUUCUAUUUGUUCCUUUAAUUAAGCUUUUUUACACUCUACUUAUCAUGGGAAUCUUCCAUAAUGGAGACCUGAAGCAUAUCUUGCAGCUGAUUGAACCUAGUGUUUUUAAGGAAGAUGGAGGCCAUGAAGCUGAGACUCAAGUACUACCAAAGGAGCUAGUUACAGAGGGGCUAAAUCCAGAGGCAGGAGAGGAUGAAAUCCGAGGAGAAAAGGUCCCUGAGGAAGGACUUCUUCAAAUGAAACUUCCCGAGCCUGUGAAAUUGCAGAUGUGUCAUUUACUCCAGUACCUUUGUGACUGUCAGAUACGCCACAGGAUAGAAGCCAUUGUAGCAUUUUCAGAUGACUUUGUUCUAAAACUUCAGGAAAAUCAACGUUUCCGAUACAAUGAAGUUAUGCAGGCAUUAAAUAUGUCUGCAGCAUUGACAGCCAAGAAAACAAAAGAGUUUCGAUCUCCACCACAGGAACAGAUUAAUAUGCUGCUGAAUUUUAAGGAUGAUAAAAAUGAUUGCCCUUGUCCUGAAGAAAUUAGGGAUCAGCUCUUGGAUUUUCAUGAAGACUUGAUGGCACAUUGUGGAAUUCAGCUAGAUGAAGAUGGAACUCUGGAUGGAAACAGUGAUUUAACUAUUAAAGGCCGCCUACUAUAUCUUGUAGAAAGGAUCACACAUCUGAAAAAGAAACAAACAGAGAAGCUAGUUGAUGAUGAUGCGAAGAAACCAUCAACACUCCAGCAGCUGAUAUCAGAGACCAUGGUACGAUGGGCCCAAGAAUCAGUAAUAGAAGAUCCAGAGUUGGUGAGGGCCAUGUUUGUUUUGCUACACCGCCAAUAUGAUGGAGUUGGUGGCCUGGUUCGUGCCUUACCAAAAACAUACACUAUUAAUGGCGUGUCUGUGGAAGAUACAAUCAACUUGCUAGCAUCUCUUGGCCAGAUCCGUUCUCUCCUCAGUGUCAGAAUGGGCAAGGAAGAAGAGAAGCUUAUGAUUCGUGGAUUAGGGGACAUCAUGAACAAUAAAGUUUUUUACCAACAUCCUAAUCUUAUGAGGGCAUUGGGUAUGCAUGAGACUGUAAUGGAAGUAAUGGUGAAUGUCCUUGGAGGAGGGGAGUCAAAGGAAAUCACCUUUCCCAAGAUGGUGGCAAACUGCUGUCGUUUUCUAUGUUACUUUUGCCGCAUCAGCAGACAAAAUCAAAAGGCUAUGUUUGAUCAUCUAAGCUAUCUUUUGGAAAACAGCAGUGUUGGACUUGCAUCUCCUUCUAUGCGUGGAUCAACACCUUUAGAUGUUGCAGCAGCAUCUGUAAUGGAUAAUAAUGAACUUGCUUUAGCUUUAAGGGAACCUGACCUUGAGAAGGUAGUCCGCUACUUGGCUGGAUGUGGUUUGCAAAGCUGCCCUCUUCUAAUUUCCAAAGGCUACCCGGAUAUUGGGUGGAAUCCAGUUGAAGGGGAACGAUAUUUGGAUUUCCUUCGUUUUGCUGUUUUUUGCAAUGGAGAGAGUGUUGAAGAAAAUGCCAAUGUGGUGGUCAGAUUGCUUAUUCGCCGUCCUGAGUGUUUUGGACCAGCGCUGAGAGGAGAAGGUGGUAAUGGCCUGCUUGCUGCCAUGGAAGAAGCCAUACAUAUAUCAGAAGACCCUACAAGAGAUGGACCUUCACCAAGUAAUGGAUCCAGUAGAACACUAAGUGAAGUGGAAGAAGAGGAUGAUACUAUUCACAUGGGAAAUGCCAUCAUGACCUUUUAUGCUGCAUUGAUUGACCUCUUAGGACGCUGCGCUCCAGAAAUGCAUCUAAUUCAUGCUGGCAAAGGGGAAGCUAUUAGAAUCAGAUCUAUUCUGCGGUCUUUGAUUCCUUUGGAAGAUUUGGUUGGCGUAAUAAGCAUUCCUUUUCAUAUGCCAACAAUAGCAAAAGAUGGUACUGUAGCGGAACCUGAUAUGUCAGAAGGGUUUUGCCCAGACCACAAGGCAGCCAUGGUAUUGUUCCUUGACAGGGUCUAUGGAAUUGAAGACCAGGAAUUUCUUCUCCAUCUUUUAGAAGUUGGUUUUCUUCCAGAUCUUCGUGCUGCUGCUUCAUUAGAUACGGUUGCUCUGAGUGCUACAGAUAUGGCCCUGGCUCUCAAUCGGUAUCUCUGCACUGCUGUCUUGCCUUUAUUGACACGAUGUGCUCCUCUUUUUGCUGGCACAGAACAUCAUGCUUCCCUUAUAGAUUCUUUGCUACAUACUGUAUACCGUCUCUCCAAGGGCUGCUCUCUUACCAAAGCUCAACGGGACUCUAUUGAGGAGUGCCUACUCUCCAUUUGUGGUCAGCUGAGGCCUUCAAUGAUGCAACAUUUAUUGAGAAGAUUAGUUUUUGAUAUUCCACUCCUAAAUGAACAUGCAAAGAUGCCUCUUAAGUUGUUGACAAAUCAUUAUGAAAGAUGUUGGAAAUAUUACUGUUUACUAGGAGGAUGGGGCAACUUUGGUGCUGCUUCAGAAGAGGAACUUCAUUUAUCCAGAAAGUUGUUCUGGGGUAUUUUUGAUGCACUGUCUCAAAAGAAAUAUGAACAGGAACUAUUCAAGUUAGCUUUGCCUUGCCUGAGUGCAGUGGCAGGUGCUUUACCACCUGAUUACAUGGAAUCAAAUUAUGUUGGUGUAAUGGAAAAACAGGCAUCCAUGGAUUCAGAGGGGAACUUUAACCCACAGCCUGUCGAUACUUCAAACAUUACAAUUCCUGAAAAGCUGGACUACUUUCUUAACAAAUAUGCUGAACAUUCCCAUGAUAAAUGGUGCAUGGAAAAGUUUGCAAAUGGGUGGAUAUAUGGUGAAACAUAUUCGGAAUCUUCCAAGGUUCAGCCAUUAAUGAAACAAUAUAAAUUAUUAUCCGAAAAGGAAAAAGAAAUUUACAGAUGGCCCAUCAAAGAGUCUUUGAAAACUAUGCUUGCUUGGGGAUGGCGUGUUGAACGAACAAGAGAAGGUGAUACGAUGGCUCUUUAUAAUAGGCCACGUCGGAUAUCACAGACGAGUCAGGUUUCUGUAGAUACUGUCCAUGGCUAUACCCCCCGUGCAAUUGACAUGAGUAAUGUUACCCUCUCCAGAGAGCUGCAUGCUAUGGCUGAGAUGAUGGCUGAAAACUACCACAACAUAUGGGCAAAGAAGAAGAAAAUGGAGCUCGAAGCAAAAGUGGGAGGAGGAAACCAUCCAUUACUUGUUCCCUAUGAUACACUGACAGCCAAAGAAAAAGCCAAAGACAGAGAAAAAGCACAAGAUAUCCUUAAGUUUCUACAGAUCAAUGGAUACAUGGUUUCAAGAGGUCUAAAGGAUCUAGAGUUGGACACUCCUUCCAUUGAGAAAAGAUUUGCUUACAGUUUUCUUCAGCAACUGAUACGAUAUGUAGAUGAAGCACAUCAGUAUAUUCUGGAGUUUGAUGGUGGCAGCAGAGGGAAAGCAGAACAAUUUCCUUAUGAACAAGAAAUCAAGUUCUUUGCUAAAGUUGUACUUCCCUUAAUUGAUCAGUAUUUCAAAAACCACCGCCUGUAUUUCUUAUCUGCGGCAAGCAGGCCUCUCAGCAGUGGGGGGCAUGCCUCUAAUAAGGAGAAAGAAAUGGUAACAAGCCUAUUCUGCAAACUUGGAGUUCUUGUCAGGCAUAGGAUUUCACUGUUUGGAAAUGAUGCAACCUCAAUAGUCAAUUGUCUUCAUAUCUUGGGCCAGACCUUGGAUGCAAGGACAGUGAUGAAAACAGGUCUGGAGUCUGUUAAGAUGGCUUUGAGGACAUUUUUGGAUAAUGCUGCAGAGGACCUAGAGAAGACAAUGGAAAACCUUAAGCAAGGGCAAUUUACCCAUACCAGGAGUCAGCCGAAAGGAGUGACACAAAUAAUUAACUAUACUACUGUAGCUCUCCUGCCAGUGCUCUCUUCACUUUUUGAACACAUUGGACAGCAUCAAUUUGGAGAAGAUCUGAUAUUGGAGGAUGUACAGGUCUCUUGUUACAGAAUAUUGGCCAGUUUGUAUGCUCUGGGGACCAGCAAGACUAUCUAUGUGGAGCGGCAACGCUCAGCUUUAGGUGAAUGCUUGGCUGCUUUUUCUGGUGCCUUUCCUGUAGCAUUUUUGGAAACUCAUCUGAACAAACAUAACCCCUAUUCUAUUUACAACACGAAGACUGCAAGAGACAGAUCAGGUUUCAGCUUACCAAACAGUGUAGAAGAGCUUUGUCCAAACAUUCCUUCCCUGGAGAAGCUAAUGGAAGAAAUUGUGGAAUUAGCGGAAUCUGGCAUUCGCUAUACACAAAUGCCUCAUGUAAUGGAAGUCGUAUUGCCCAUGCUCUGUAGCUACAUGUCACAUUGGUGGGAACAUGGGCCAGAAAGCAGUCCUGACAAGAGUGAAAUGUGCUGCACAGCUUUGACUUCAGAGCAUAUGAAUACCCUUUUGGGAAACAUCCUGAAGAUCAUUCAUAAUAACCUGGGCAUAGAUGAGGGAGCCUGGAUGAAGAGAUUAGCAGUAUUUUCUCAGCCUAUCAUAAGCAAAGUGAAGCCCCAGCUCCUGAAAACACAUUUUCUUCCACUGAUGGAGAAAUUGAAGAAAAAGGCUGCAAUGGUUAUAUCUGAUGAAGAACACUUAAGAGCAGAAGGCAGAGGGGAUAUGUCUGAGGCAGAACUUCUCAUCCUAGAUGAGUUUACUACACUAGCACGGGACCUUUAUGCCUUCUACCCAUUGUUGAUUAGAUUUGUGGAUUACAACAGAGCAAAAUGGCUUAAACAACCUAACCCAGAAGCUGAAGACCUGUUUCGUAUGGUUGCUGAAGUAUUUAUUUACUGGUCAAAAUCCCAUAAUUUUAAAAGGGAAGAACAGAACUUUGUUGUGCAAAAUGAAAUCAACAACAUGUCUUUCCUAAUUACUGAUACCAAGUCCAAGAUGUCCAAGGCAGCUGUUUCUGAUCAGGAAAGGAAAAAAAUGAAGCGGAAAGGUGACCGUUACUCAACACAGACCUCUCUUAUUGUAGCAGCAUUGAAAAGACUGCUACCUGUUGGGCUAAAUAUUUGUGCACCUGGUGACCAAGAAUUAAUUGCACUGGCAAAAAACAGAUUAAGUAUGAAAGAUACUGAGGAUGAAGUUCGUGAUAUUAUCCACAAUAAUCUUCAUUUACAGGGCAAGCUUGAAGAUCCUGCCAUUAGGUGGCAAAUGGCUCUUUACAAAGACUUACCAAAUAGGACUGAAGUUACUUCAGAUCCAGAGAAGACAGUGGAACGGGUUCUGGAUAUAGCUAAUGUACUUUUUCAUCUGGAACAGAAAUUCUCUAAUCGGGGCCGGAGAUUUUUCAGAAUGGUUGAGCAUCCUCAGAGAUCAAAAAAAGCAGUAUGGCAUAAACUUCUGUCCAAACAGAGAAAAAGAGCAGUGGUAGCUUGCUUCAGAAUGGCACCACUAUAUAACCUUCCACGGCAUCGAGCUGUCAACCUUUUUCUUCAAGGAUAUGAAAAGUCUUGGGUUGAAACGGAAGAGCACUAUUUUGAAGAUACACUAAUAGAAGACUUGGCAAAGCCUGGAGAAAAGCCACCAGAGGAAGAUGAAUAUAUUAAAAGAGUUGAUCCUUUGAAUCAGCUUAUUUUACUAUUCAGUCGAACAGCGUUAACUGAAAAAUGUAAGCUGGAGGAAGAUUAUCUGUAUAUGGCAUAUGCUGAUAUUAUGGCAAAGAGCUGCCAUGAUGAAGAAGAAGAUGAUGGUGAAGAGGAGGUGAAGAGCUUUGAAGUCACAGGAUCUCAGCGCAGCAAGGAAAAAGAAAUGGAAAAGCAAAAGCUUCUGUACCAGCAAGCAAGACUGCAUGAUCGGGGAGCUGCAGAAAUGGUCCUUCAGACAAUUAGUGCCAGCAAAGGAGAGAUGGGGCCAAUGGUUGCAGCAACCCUGAAACUUGGAAUUGCCAUCUUGAAUGGAGGAAAUUCUACUGUUCAGCAGAAAAUGCUUGACUAUCUCAAGGAUAAAAAGGAUGUAGGAUUCUUUCAGAGCCUUGCUGGUCUUAUGCAGUCUUGUAGCGUUCUUGACCUAAAUGCUUUUGAACGCCAGAACAAAGCAGAGGGCCUUGGCAUGGUAACAGAAGAAGGAUCAGUCAUCACUCAUGAGCGUGGAGAAAAGGUGAUGCAGGAUGAUGAAUUUACGUGUGAUCUCUUCCGAUUCCUUCAGUUGCUUUGUGAAGGGCACAGCUCAGAUUUUCAGAACUAUUUGAGGACUCAGACUGGUAACAAUACAACUGUCAAUAUUAUCAUAUCUACUGUGGAUUAUUUACUGAGAGUUCAGGAAUCAAUUAGUGAUUUCUAUUGGUAUUAUUCUGGAAAAGAUGUUAUUGAUGAACAAGGACAACGUAAUUUCUCUAAAGCAAUUCAAGUUGCAAAGCAGGUCUUCAAUACUCUCACAGAAUAUAUUCAGGGACCUUGUACAGGUAACCAGCAGAGUCUAGCGCAUAGCAGGCUGUGGGAUGCUGUUGUUGGUUUUCUUCAUGUAUUUGCUCACAUGCAGAUGAAGCUGUCUCAGGACUCUAGCCAAAUUGAAUUACUGAAGGAAUUAAUGGAUCUUCAGAAGGAUAUGGUGGUCAUGUUGCUGUCUAUGUUAGAAGGCAAUGUUGUGAAUGGAACAAUCGGCAAGCAGAUGGUUGACAUGCUAGUGGAAUCCUCCAACAAUGUAGAAAUGAUUCUAAAGUUUUUUGAUAUGUUUUUAAAACUGAAGGAUUUGACUUUCUCUGAUGCAUUCAAAGAAUAUGAUCCUGAUGGCAAGGGUGUCAUUUCAAAAAGAGAUUUCCACAAAGCAAUGGAAAGCCAUAAACACUACACUCAAUCUGAAACAGAGUUUUUGCUCUCCUGUGCUGAAACAGAUGAGAAUGAGACUCUAGACUACGAGGAAUUUGUGAAACGGUUUCAUGAGCCGGCCAAAGACAUUGGCUUCAAUGUUGCUGUUCUCUUGACAAAUUUGUCGGAGCACAUGCCUCACGAUACCCGACUGCAGACUUUCCUUGAACUUGCAGACAGUGUUUUGAACUAUUUCCAGCCCUUCUUAGGGCGCAUAGAAAUAAUGGGCAGUGCAAAACGUAUUGAACGUGUUUACUUUGAAAUAAGUGAAUCAAGUCGGACACAGUGGGAGAAACCACAAGUUAAAGAAUCAAAGAGGCAGUUUAUUUUUGAUGUAGUAAAUGAAGGAGGGGAGAAGGAAAAAAUGGAGCUUUUUGUUAACUUCUGUGAAGAUACCAUCUUUGAAAUGCAAUUGGCUGCUCAGAUCUCUGAAUCCGAUUUGAAUGAGAGGUCUGCAAAUAAAGAAGAAAAUGAGAAUGAGAAGCCUGAGGAGCAGGAUCCUAGAAUGGGCUUCUUUUCUCUAGUGACAGUCAAAUCAGCUUUAGUAGCUCUCAGGUAUAACAUGAUGACACUGAUGAAAAUGUUGAGCAUGAAAAGUAUAAAAAAGCAGAUGAAAAAAAUGAAAAAAAUGACAAUGAAAGAUAUGAUAAUGGCAUUUUUUUCCUCCUACUGGAGCAUUUUACUAGGCUUAAUGCAUUUUAUAUCAAGUGUCUUCCGAGGUUUCUUUCAAAUAAUGUACAGCUUGUUGCUUGGAGGAAGCCUAGUAGAAGGGGCUAAGAAGAUCAAAGUGGCUGAACUUUUAGCCAACAUGCCUGACCCCACUCAGGAUGAGGUGCGUGGUGACGGGGAAGAGGCGGAACGGAAACCAGCAGAAGCUGCCCUGCCUGCAGAAGACCUGACUGAUCUGAAAGCUUUGUCCGAAGAUAGUGACCUACUCUCGGACAUAUUUGGUUUGGAUUUAAAAAGAGAGGGAGGACAAUAUAAACUAAUUCCACACAAUCCAAAUGCAGGCCUGAGUGAUUUGCUGAGCAGCCCUUCUUUACUCCCUUUACCUGAAGUCCAAGAAAAAAUACCGGCAAAACUGGAGGAAAGAACUGAUGACACUGCAGCUGUGGCAGUCAACGAAAGACUGAGGAGACAGGACCAGAAGGUGAAUGAAGAUGAAAAGGAUGAAAAAGAAGAAACUAAACCUGAACCUGAAAAAGCAGAAGGAGAAGAUGGAGAAAAGGAGGAGAAAGUAAAGGAAGACAAAGGGAAACCGAGACAGCAUAAACAUAGGCACGGUGAACCAGAAACACAAGAAUCAGCUUUCUGGAAGAAAAUUAUAGCAUACCAACAAAAACUUCUUAACUAUUUUGCUCGGAAUUUCUACAACAUGCGGAUGCUGGCUUUGUUUGUCGCAUUUGCUAUCAACUUCAUUCUACUCUUCUAUAAGGUCUCCACAUCUGCAGUGGCUGAAGAAAAGGAGGCUGUUGUGGUGAAUACUGUUGAAAGCUCCAAGUUAAGCAGCCUGGAAAGUACUUCUCACAGAAUCAUCACAGUGCACUAUGUCCUUGAAGAAAGCAGUGGCUACAUGGAACCUACACUCCGUAUUUUGGCCAUUUUGCACACAGUCAUCUCCUUUUUCUGCAUCAUUGGGUAUUACUGUUUGAAAGUUCCCCUGGUUAUAUUUAAACGAGAAAAAGAAGUUGCAAGGAAAUUGGAAUUUGAUGGGCUGUAUAUUACAGAACAGCCUUCAGAAGAUGAUAUUAAAGGGCAGUGGGAUAGACUCGUCAUCAACACACAGUCAUUUCCUAACAACUAUUGGGACAAGUUUGUAAAAAGAAAGGUUAUGGAUAAAUAUGGAGAAUUCUAUGGCAAGGACAGAAUCAGCGAAUUACUUGGAAUGGAUAAGGCUGCUCUGGAUUUCAGCGAUGCCCGAGAAAAAAAGAAACCCAAAAAAGAUAGCUCUUUAUCAGCUGUACUGAAUUCUAUUGAUGUAAAGUACCAGAUGUGGAAAUUAGGAGUAGUUUUCACUGAUAAUUCUUUUCUUUACCUGGCCUGGUAUAUGACUAUGUCAAUCCUUGGACAUUACAACAACUUUUUCUUUGCUGCUCAUCUCCUUGACAUAGCGAUGGGAUUCAAAACGCUGCGAACUAUUCUAUCAUCAGUGACCCACAAUGGGAAACAGCUUGUGCUGACCGUGGGAUUACUGGCAGUGGUAGUUUACCUGUACACAGUAGUCGCAUUCAAUUUUUUCCGCAAAUUCUACAAUAAGAGCGAAGAUGGAGAUAUGCCAGAUAUGAAAUGUGAUGAUAUGCUAACGUGCUAUAUGUUCCACAUGUAUGUGGGAGUGCGUGCUGGUGGAGGAAUUGGUGAUGAAAUUGAAGACCCGGCAGGAGAUGAAUAUGAAAUUUAUCGAAUAAUCUUCGAUAUCACAUUUUUCUUCUUUGUGAUUGUUAUUCUACUAGCUAUCAUACAAGGAUUAAUUAUUGAUGCUUUUGGAGAAUUAAGAGAUCAGCAAGAACAAGUUAAAGAAGACAUGGAGACCAAAUGCUUUAUCUGUGGAAUAGGUAAUGAUUACUUUGAUACAGUGCCUCAUGGUUUUGAAACGCAUACUCUACAGGAGCACAACUUGGCUAAUUAUCUAUUUUUCCUGAUGUACCUUAUUAAUAAAGAUGAGACAGAACAUACUGGACAGGAAUCCUAUGUAUGGAAAAUGUAUCAGGAGCGAUGCUGGGAGUUUUUCCCUGCUGGCGAUUGCUUUCGGAAACAGUAUGAAGAUCAACUUAAUUAGAGCUGAGGACCAUUUCUUGAGAAACCACCCACACCUCUCCUAACUCCUUUGGGAACGUCUACCAGAUUUCCUGGAUCUGUUAAGCAGUGUGCUGUUUGGAGCACCAAAGCUUUUUUGAUGACUCGGCUGUCCUUUUUCUUCUGUGUUUGCUAUGAGAACUUAACUUUGGGAAAAGAAACAAAAAAAUCCCACACAACAAAUCCCCAUACAUAACAUGAACACACAUACACACACGGACUUGAGACAGCUUUUCUUUUCUUUUCUGAGACUACCGGAGGACUCCCUUAACUAGGAGAAUACAUGAGGGGUAAUGUGAUAGCCACAUUCAUUCAGUCUAUUUAUUUCAUCAUCCUGGAAGGACCUCUGUAGUUCAGAGUGCUGUAAAGGAUUGUUGUGGACACUAAGUUGUGGGGAAAUAGUGCCUUACUAUAUGUAGGUUGAGCUAUGCAGAAGAUGAGUGCAUGACGACAUCUUAUAUUUUCUUUAUCUGUCCUCUCUUUCCUCCCAGUUAAUAUUUAUUUUGUCUUCUGGAGGGGCUAGGGAGGGAUUUGGCUGUGCAGACCUUUUUAAUAAGACUAUGGCGUGUCUCAGGAUAAAAAGUAGGUUUUUCCCCCCUCAUUCAGCUAAAUUCACAGGUUUCUUCCUCUGUAUCUCUUUCACUUAUUUUGGUAAUGCUCUGAUGCAACACUGCAACUUUAUGAAAUCUUUGUAUGAAAACAAAAAGACUGCAGAAAAAACUUUAAAAAGAAUUCUUUCAUUGCAUGUUUAUUAUGCAAGUUUAAACAAAAAAGCAACCUUCUGAAGCAAGUUGAUCAACAUGAGAAAACAUUCACGAUAAUAUUCAUAGUAAUAAAGUGUUGUGGGCUUUAUUGUACAUUUGAAAACAGUGUCAUCUACCCACUAUGUAUAUGUUAUGAACUUGCCAGUAAUUUGGUUUUAUUUUUUUCCUAUUAUGUUUGAUUUAUGUUCAUUUUGCCAUUUGUGAUCAUUAGUGGAAUUAAAGAUUUUCUUAGGCCAAUUUUUAAAAUCAAAGGUGAAGCAAUAUCCAUUCAGGGAUUUCAUCAGUUGCAUCAUCAAACACCAAUGAUGUGUACAUCACUCCAUUUUGAGUCCUUUUUGAUUGUAAUGCCAGUCUUUACAAAUAAAAGGAGAGAUUUGAAAUGGAAAUAAGCUG
Molecule: messenger RNA, 16558 nt
Organism: Hemicordylus capensis (graceful crag lizard)
Lineage: Eukaryota; Metazoa; Chordata; Lepidosauria; Squamata; Cordylidae
Gene: RYR2
Product: ryanodine receptor 2
Exons: 109
Coding region: 286-15384 (5032 amino acids)
Biological process (GO): intracellular calcium ion homeostasis; calcium ion transmembrane transport
Cellular component (GO): sarcolemma; smooth endoplasmic reticulum; calcium channel complex
Molecular function (GO): ryanodine-sensitive calcium-release channel activity; calcium ion binding; protein binding
Source: RefSeq, a predicted model, not a curated record